This is a messenger RNA of Prorocentrum cordatum, 659 nucleotides long. The record is from the annotation of a GenBank genome assembly. Lineage: Eukaryota; Dinophyceae; Prorocentrales; Prorocentraceae.
AUGGCCACUCUGGAGUCGGCGCUCACCUCCCACGGCAUCGUCAAGGUGAUGCACGACUGCCGGGAGGACGCCUCCGCUCUCUUCUCGCAGUGCGGCUUCGAGCCGACGCGCGUGUUCGACACGCAGGUGGCCCACACGAUGCUGCGCGAGCAGCAGGCGGAGAGGCCCUUCCAGAUCUCGCUCAACGAGCUCCUGAAGAGCCGGCUGCGGCUCGAGAACGAGCAGCAGCUCCCGCUGGGGCACCGCAUGGCGGACGACCCCAACGUGUGGUUCUACCGCCCCAUGCACGAGGACCUGAUCACCUACGCCGCCCAGGACGUGAUGUACCUGCCGCUGCUGCACCGGCUGCUCUGCGACCAGCUGGGCGACCCGAGCGGCGGCAGCGUGCUGGCCCGGAGCGAGCGGUACACCGACUACGCGCGCAUGAACCUGCACCUGGGGUCCCCGAAGGCCGUCGAGAAGCGGGGGCUGCGCCUGCAGGCCAUGCUGGCCACCAGGACCGACGCGGCGCUGUACUUCAAGCUGAACUUGGGCUCCCACCGGCAGGGCGCGGCGAGCCGUCCCGAGGCCGUCUCGCGCUUCCGCGACAUGCAGUUCGGGGACGUGGCGGACUGCUGGGUCUCCGCCUGGAACAUGACCGGCAACAUCAUAUCCUGGGG